AGUGGUUGGGGAAUGUGGAGACAGGGAGGGGGCGGUUCCCGUUCCAUCGCGGAGCCGGAUGUUUGCCGAGCUUUGACAGGCGGGGCAAAGGGAGCAGUGGCCGAGCGCGUUUUCUCUUCAGCUUCUGCAGGGUAAGGCUGUGGGGGACAGGCUUGGCCAUGGACCCACUCUCAGAGCUGCAGGACGACAUGACCUUAGAUGAUACCAGCCAGGCUCUGAACCAGCUGAAGCUGACUUCCAUUGACGAGAAGAACUGGCCCUCGGAUGAAAUGCCAGACUUUCCCAAGUCAGAUGAUUCCAAAUGCAGCUCCCCAGAACUUGUCACACACCUGCAGUGGGAUGACCCUUACUAUGACAUCGCCCGGCACCAGAUUGUGGAGGUGGCAGGAGAUGACAAGUAUGGGCGGAAGAUCAUUGUAUUUAGUGCCUGUCGAAUGCCCCCUAGCCACCAGCUGGACCACAGCAAGCUCCUGGGGUACCUGAAGCACACCCUGGAUCAAUACGUGGAGAGUGACUACACGCUGCUCUACCUGCACCACGGCCUGACCAGUGACAACAAACCCUCGCUCAGCUGGCUCCGGGAUGCCUACCGGGAGUUUGACCGCAAGUACAAGAAGAACAUCAAGGCCCUGUACAUCGUGCACCCCACCAUGUUCAUCAAGACCUUGCUUAUCCUCUUCAAACCCCUCAUCAGCUUCAAGUUUGGGCGGAAGAUCUUCUAUGUGAAUUACCUGAGUGAGCUGAGCGAGCAUGUGAAGCUGGAGCAACUGGGGAUCCCUCGCCAAGUGCUCAAGUAUGAUGACUUCCUCAAAUCCACACAGAAGAGCCCAGCGACAGCCCCCAAGCCCAUGCCACCACGGCCGCCUCUGCCCAACCAGCAGUUUGGGGUCUCAUUGCAGCACCUCCAGGAGAAGAACCCAGAGCAGGAGCCCAUUCCACUUGUGCUCCGGGAGACCGUCGCCUACUUACAGGCCCAUGCUCUCACCACCGAGGGGAUUUUCCGGAGGUCAGCCAACACCCAGAUUGUGCGGGAAGUGCAGCAGAAGUACAAUGUGGGGCUGCCUGUGGACUUCAACCAGUACAAUGAGCUGCACCUGCCAGCCGUCAUCCUCAAGACCUUCCUCCGGGAGCUUCCCGAGCCCUUGCUCACUUUUGACCUCUACCCCCACGUCGUGGGCUUCCUCAACAUUGAUGAGAGUCAGAGAGUGGAGGUGACGCUGCAGGUCCUCCAGACGUUGCCUGAGGAGAACUACCAGGUGCUUCGUUUCCUGAUUGCCUUCCUGGUCCAGAUUUCUGCCCACAGUGACCAGAACAAGAUGACCAACACUAACCUGGCUGUGGUCUUCGGCCCUAACCUGCUGUGGGCCAAGGAUGCUGCCAUCACCCUCAAGGCCAUUAAUCCCAUCAAUACUUUCACCAAGUUCCUGCUGGAUCAUCAGGGGGAGUUGUUUCUUAGCCCUGACUCCAAGCAGCUGUGAGCCCAGCCUCCACCCCACCAGCCCUAUUUUCUGACACCCCAGUUUGGACUCUUCUUGGACUCCUGCCCAGGAAGGGGCAGUGAAGCCGCCCGGGACAUAGAAGCUGGAGCUAGCAGACCUGGCAGCUCCUCCUCCUCUCUGUCCAGCCCACCUCAUGGCCCUGGAGGCCUUGCUAUUACCACAGACAUUUUUCUUCUUCGCCUUAUACUUCUCACUGCCUCCUGGAGCCCUGGCUCCUGCUGGGCUCUCCAGAAGAGCUGGGCUCAGCUCCUCCAGCUGGAGAAGGACUGAAUCCCAGCAGCCCUUUUCAUGCUUUCUCCUGCCCUGUUUCCCUGGCAACUGUGGAUGAUCAAGUCACUGCCAGCUGGGCUGGUAGCUGGGGCUGGCCCUCUCCUUCUGGAUUGCUGGGGAAUGGAAGGCUGAGCUCCUAGGCUUGGGCCUAGCUAGGCUGAGGCUCUUUCCUGCCUGGGUCUCUUGCCCUGACCAUCAAAAUUCCCACAGCGAGAAGGCCUGGAAGCAAACACCUUGCUCAUGUCCUCCCCUCUGCAGGCUCAGCCUUUGGUAUUUCCACAGCCAAGGAGUGACAGGGCUGGAGUCUGCUUCCUAUUUCUGCCUCCUUCCACACAUCCUAGGUCAGCCUUCUUCAAGUUGUACUGCCCCAGGGAGUCCCAACGCCCUGGUUCUGCCAGGACUGGCAGCUUGGGCGACAGGGCUCAGAGGGAGGCCCAGCCAGUCCCAGCUUCCAUUCUAAAUACAUAUAGACACCCCACUCCCAUCGCGAGCAGCUUCAGGUCCAAUCAGUGACAAGCUUCCUUCCACUUGGAUGGGUCCUCACCUACAGGCUCUGUGAACCUGUCUGUUGUGGAGUCAGACUGGUCCUUGCUCUGGCCAGAGGUGACAGAAUGCCUCAGGGUCUGUGGGGAGCCUCCAUCCAGCUGAGGGGUUCCUGGAGGGGGCUAGAGUGGAGGCUUGGAGUGCCUAUGGAGAGGUGGAGGAGACUCUGCUCAUAGAUCAGCUCCUGCCAGGUGAACUCUAGCAACCUCCCCCAGAGAGCAUGGGGCCCCAGGACCCUCCUGUCUUUCAUAAAACCUGGACCUCAAUCAUGAUUAAUAGCCCUCAUUCUAGCUGUGUCCCUUAGUAUUACACUCCUCCCUGGUGAACUCUGAGGACCCUUGUCCCUGGUAGCAAGGAAAUACCUGCACAGUGGCCCUGCCCACACAUCCUUGGCCAGGCAGGGCAGCUCUAGAUGCUACCCCAUGGGGGUCCUCUGAGCAGCCCAGCCCCAUCUGCAAGCCAGGUGACUGGUGUAUCAGGACUCCCAGGGCCUGGGAGCUGCUGCUGGUUGUGUCUCUGUGGCUGGACUGCUUUCUGCCUUGCUUUGUAUAUUGAGUGUUGCUUACAGCCCCAUUGAUGGGGAGCCUUUUGGAUCUCUUUGGUCUUUCUCCUGUCCCAUUCCCCACGGUCCAUACCUGGGGGCGCUUGUACUGUGGACCAAGUGUUCACAUUCAUACUUAAUGACCUCCUGGGCACCAAUCAUGUAUUUCACCAUUUGUACUUUUUGUAUUUCAAUAAAAAUGGAGAUGGAAAACUGCCCAUCUGGCUGGAGUUAAGUGGGUCAUGGAGGUUCAGAGCCAGAUGGCAAUUGUGUGGUUGAGGAGAGAGCAGAUGAGGCCUCAGGAGGAACCCACCCCAUUCUUGUUCACUUGUAACUGGGUAUGAGCUCAGCUUUCUGACAUCUUCCAGGCUUCAAGUGUGAACAGUCACGUUUCAUUGUUUUGCACUUGGUGCAUUCCAACUGACUGCAUGUGCUGUAUCUUAUGGUCAACGUGUCUUCUGCCCCCAGCUGGAAGGUACCAGAUGUUUAUUUAUCUAAGGCAGGCAAGGGAGAGAGAAACAGAGUGGUCUGUGGUGGACAAUGGUACAGGUUUUGGAGCUGGACUAGGGUUUGACUCCUAGUUCCGUCACCAGCUCCAUCUGGUAAUAAUGAUAUCAUUGGCCCCCCUCUGAGACCAUUUCCUCAUCUGAAAUUGGUUCCUGAGAAUGAGAAUUAUGUAAGUACACGACGCAGAGUGAGUGCUCAGUGGUAACCAGAAUGACCAUCAUUUCACAGAUGAAGUGAUAGCCCCGGCCUCAGUCAGAAUUGGAACCUUCAUCUCCUGCCCCUCAGCCUGAGGGGCCAGGCUGUCUACACCUGCCACUUAGUUGCAUGGAAGCUAUGAAAGACCCAACUUUCCUUUCUUCUUUUGAGCAAGUUUUGCUUUACUUUAAAAAUGGUUUGUCACUGGGCAGGCAGGAGGAUAAAAUUUCACAAUAUAUAUUUAACUUGGCCCACAGCCCAAGUUCCAGCUGUUGCUGCUUGCGUGCUAACUGCAGUUAGUAGGCUGUGGUGGCCUCAGUUGGGUCUGUAGGUUUUUCCCUCAGUGUUGGUCUGUGUGGGGGGAGCGAGCCAGCGCUGCAGAUCAGGCAGUGUUGCUAACAUGGUGGUUAUAAACACUGGCACUGCGCUCCAGGAAACCAGUCCCAUUGCACAACUGUGGCCUUCAUCCAGGUGGCUCAAGGAAGAAGGCAAUGGUGGCCUCCUCUCUCACUGGCCCUGCUCAGCUCUAAGCUGGGUGACUGAAACAGAGACAGUGACCCAGAGAAACAAGCAAGAGAGAUGGGAGGGGGAGGCAGGGAGAGCAGUUUCCUUGGGCUAGGCUCCUGACAGGGCCCUGCCGAGACUCCACUGCCAGUGAUUUACCACUGCCUGAGAACUGCAGGUCCCGGGGGUAGGAGAGUAGGGA
Messenger RNA from Trichechus manatus latirostris (Florida manatee), 4261 nucleotides. It is a transcript of the gene ARHGAP1, whose product is annotated as Rho GTPase activating protein 1. Bases 159 to 1478 code for a protein of 439 amino acids. Gene Ontology annotation, molecular function: GTPase activator activity. The transcript is spliced from 13 exons. Gene Ontology annotation, biological process: small GTPase-mediated signal transduction; negative regulation of endocytic recycling. The record is from RefSeq and is a predicted model, not a curated record. Gene Ontology annotation, cellular component: cytoplasm. Lineage: Eukaryota; Metazoa; Chordata; Mammalia; Sirenia; Trichechidae.